UAUACAAGUAGUACUAUUACUAGUAAAGACUAAACCAGUAGUUUCCCUAGAUUGAGCUAACAGUUCAGCAAUCUAUCACUUUCUAUAAUCUUCCUUCAAAUCUUUUGAGGGACCCUCUUUCUUUCUUUACUGCUUUGAAUACUUGAACAGAGUCUCACUGAAAAAAAAAGAGAAAGAAAGAUCUGUACCUAAAAAGCUGCUUGAUUUACUGUGCUUUUUUCCUUUAGGGUUUCAAGAUUUUACUUGGGAAUUUGAAGAUCUGUUUUAGUUUUGAUGUAAUUAGUUGGUUCUGUAGUUUCUUUGGAGAAAAGGGUGUUUUCUUGAUUUUUUUUCAGUGAUCUAGGACAAGUAUGAAGGAGCUGACAUUGGUGGUGUUUAGUUGUGGAAGUGGGGUUGGAUAAGAAAUAUGUUUGCCUGCUUCUUGGUUUUUGUUUAGGGUGGGGGGUGGGGUGGGGGUGGGGGGUGGCAGACUAGUGCUAAAGUUUUCAUCUUUAGCUUUCUUUUAGCUCUUUUAUAUAUAGUUGGGGCUUUUCCUUUUCAACUUUUUUGUGAGUUUGUUGAUUUGAGGGAAUGAAGGUAUCUACUUCUGGCUUCAAUUCUCAGCCUGAGGAAGCAGGGGAGAAGAAAAGCCUGAAUUCAGAGCUGUGGCAUGCUUGUGCAGGGCCACUGGUCUCUCUUCCACAUGUAGGAACCAGAGUUGUGUAUUUUCCUCAAGGGCAUAGUGAGCAGGUUGCGGCAUCCACAAACAAGGAAUUAAAUGGUCAUAUCCCUAGCUAUCCUGGAUUACCACCUCAACUUAUUUGUCAGCUACACAAUGUGACCAUGGAUGCAGAUGUUGAGACUGAUGAAGUAUAUGCUCAAAUGACUCUGCAGCCACUAACUCCACAAGAGCAAAAAGAUGUGUGCCUUCUACCAGCUGAACUUGGGACCCCAAGUAAACAACCAAGUAAUUAUUUCUGCAAAACAUUGACUGCAAGCGAUACCAGUACCCAUGGUGGAUUCUCUGUCCCUCGACGUGCUGCAGAAAAAGUUUUCCCUCCUCUGGAUUACUCGCAACAGCCUCCUGUGCAAGAGUUGAUUGGUAAAGAUCUUCAUGGAAAUGAAUGGAAGUUCCGGCAUAUAUUUCGCGGUGAGUUUCUUUUCAGAGAGUUGAUAGAGUAGUAUUACAGUGGAAGGCUUUGUUACAAUGUUGUCAUGGUGGUUAGUACCUUGAUUUAAAUUGACUAUCUUGGAAGUUCUUAGGGAUUUUAUAUACCUGCAUUAUUGUAUAAAGUUUGAAUUUACUACAUUGUGGAGGGAAGUUUAUGAUGCAACCAAUAUACUUACUGACCUCGGAUUCUUUCUAAAAACUAAUUCUGAAUACCUUGUGUUACCAUUCAAAAAAACAAAAACAAAUUCUGAAUGCCAAUUCCCAGCUGUAAAACUGAUCUUACUGUGAUAAAUGCGAUGACUACACCAAUGGAUGAGUGACUCAGUUCCCUGGCCGAAUGGACCUUCUGCAGAGUGAGCUAGUGACUAUAUAAUAUGUUGUACUGGUGGUUAAAACUCUGUUAACCUUACCAAGAAGCUUCACCCUUUUCAUUUAGCUUCUAAAGCACUGAAAAUGACACAAAGAAAAAGUUGCAUAUUGAGAAUUUAUGUUUAUCUCUUAAAUUAUAUGAAGAACCUAGUGCAGUAAUGUAUGAUUGUUUUGACUUAGGUUCUGUUGUCUCUUUCCUCUGACGUGGAUUCAUUAUGGAUGCAAUCUGAUUU
Messenger RNA from Solanum lycopersicum (tomato), 1752 nucleotides. NCBI's taxonomy places the organism in Eukaryota, Viridiplantae, Streptophyta, Magnoliopsida, Solanales, Solanaceae. The record is from RefSeq and is a predicted model, not a curated record.